Molecule: messenger RNA, 1408 nt
Organism: Orbicella faveolata
Lineage: Eukaryota; Metazoa; Cnidaria; Anthozoa; Scleractinia; Merulinidae
Source: RefSeq, a predicted model, not a curated record
CUGCAUUGAACGCGUGAAUGGCCAGUCAGUGACAGCGAUUACCUAACGAAGAUUUCCCACAUGUGGAGUCUGCUUAAUAAUUUGCUUUGUUUGACAAUGUGGGACAAAAUAUUUGAUCUGGUUGUGGUCAAAAUAUGAAAGAGCACUGGUUGAAAAAAUGCGCCCCUUUCUCGUUUCCUUCGAUACCCACGGGUUUAAUAAUUGAUCGUCUGGGACCUCAAUCCAAUUCAAUUCAUUUUCGCUUCAUCUAAGCGUUUGCCAGGGACCAAAACUCUUAAAAAAGCGAUUGUUUGAGAUUGAUAAAAUUCUACUAUAGAUUUUAGUUGAAUCAAUUCAGUUUUCAUUGUGUUAGGUUUUUAAACCAGCCAAUCAGAGCGUAGAAUCAGCGGGUUGGUUUACAUGACGUAAUGCUGUUAAAAAUAACUCCCCCGGGCAGGUUAUGCGGUUUGCUGUCCGCCCUUGAAGAAUAUAUGAUGUCACUAGGAUCACUGCCUGUCAGUAAACUUUCUUCAGGGACUUGACCUUUACGACGGCAUAUUGCCAAGCGAAGGAAACGCAGAAAAAGCACGCCGUGGGUCAUGUUAAGAGUAACGCUUGCUUGCUUGCUCCUCUUUGUUGCUUCGCUGGAAGCAAGGAAAGUAACAGAAGCUUAUCUUCAUCAUGGCAAGAUUGUUAAAAUAACCAAAGAAGUGGAGGAUGAGCCAGAAAAUGUAGAGAAGCGUAACGCAAAUCCGUGCGGCAUGGGAUGUCCCGCCACCUGUGCUCCAGCCUGUGUACCAUCAUGCUGUGCCCCACCACCACCACCGCCGCCACCACCACCACCGCCACCUCCUUGUCCGGUCCCCUGUCCUAUUCCAGGACCCCCUGGAGCACCUGGCUGUAUGGGACCACCCGGCCUUCCCGGAUGUCGUGGUUUUCCCGGUAUCCCAGGAUGCAUGGGACCUAUGGGACCAAUGGGACCGAUGGGAGUUCCCGGCUGUCCCGGUCUCCCAGCACCACCCCCACCAGCAUGUCCCCCAGUUUGUAUCCACUACUGUAUGAGAAUCUGUCCACAGCCGUGCUGCACUGCUCCUCCUCCCCCGAUUAUGCUUCCUCCCCCACCACCCCCUCCCCCUAUGCCAAUUUGUGCACCGUCAUGUGCACCAGCGUGUUGUAUGGGCAAGAAGUGAGCUGAACAACUGUUCUUAUAAACUGACAAGUCAGGCCAACGGUUGAGACAAAGUGAUAUAAGGACGCUUUGAUCUCCCGAAUGAUAAAGAAUAAUACAAAGGAGGAAGAAUUUUUUAUCGAGUGCUAGUGUAUACUGCGGGCAAUUCGAUACCCAAGAAAGCGGUUUCAAGUGGAAACUUUUGUAAAUGACGUCUUGUCCUCCAGAACUGGCAGUGCAAAUAAAGGUUUAUUUUAGCUA